AUGUUCCGUCAAAUCCACUUGGAUAAAGGCUGGAAGUUCAAGCAAGCCAGUUCUCGGAACAAUGGCACUGCUUCAUCCUUUCUACCUGUUGCCCAGUUUCCAACUGUCGCUCAUAUUGAUCUUUUGCAUCACGAGUUGAUCCCCGAUCCCUAUAUCGACAUCAAUGAACUGAAGUGUCUUUGGGUCAAUGAUGCGGACUGGACAUAUUGUACCGAGGAGAUCUCCCCAGUCGAUCUGAAACCGUCUGAAAAGGCAGAGCUUGUCUUUGAGGGCCUUGAUACAGUGGUUGACGUGUAUCUGAACGAUUCGCAUAUCUUGUUUAGCAACAAUAUGCAUAGGUCUCAUCGUGUUGACGUUACCGAUAUGCUGCGGGGUAGAGAGAAACCAUCUGUUCUUGAGCUGAGGUUCAGAGCUGCACCAGCAUACGGUCGUUCGGAACGUGAGCGCAUUGGAUACAAGACGACAAAGGUUGGAAGAGGUGUCAACUUUGGCGGGUCUGAGAGACUGUUUGUCAGGAAAGCACAGUAUCAUUGGGGUUGGGACUGGGGACCGGCCAUCAACACUUGCGGUCCCUGGAAGCCUAUAUACUUAGAUGUCUACGAGUCACGAAUCUGUGAUCUCCGGGUCACCCAAGACGUUGCCCCAGAUCUCUCUUCUGUGGACAUCAAAGUCGAAGCGCACUUGGAGGGUCACAACAGUAUCAAUGAGGUUCAGGUUCAGUUACUGGACGUUGAAACAGGGGCCAUUGUGGUUGAUGAUAAAGCAUCGAAAUCGACUAAAGGGGCUCCAUCCUUUACGAUUAAGCUCAACAAACCGAAGCUGUGGUACCCGUUCUUGUAUGGAGAGCAAAGCCUCUAUCUCCUCCAGGUCAGCAUUCCGAAUCAUACUGAUCAGCCAGGCACUUCAUUCAUCUUUGAAGUCAACAACAUUUGUCUCUUCAGUGGCGGUUCAUGUUGGAUACCCGCGGAUUUCAUGCUGCCGCGAGUGUCCAAGGAAACGUACGAGAAAUGGAUCACUCUUGCCAAGGCAGGAAAUCAGUCUAUGAUUCGUGUCUGGGGAGGUGGGAUUGUUGAGAGUGAUGACUUUUAUGAUAUAUGUGACCGUGAAGGCAUCAUGGUCUGGCAAGACUUCUUAUAUGCAUGCGGCAACUACCCUGGUUCGCCAGAUUUCGUUGCCAGUGUCAAGAUCGAAGCGGAGCAACAAGUACAGCGUGUUGGUCACCAUCCCUCUCUUGUCCUGUGGUGCGGGAAUAAUGAGGACUACAUGUGCGCAGACGGAGAUCGUUGCUGGGAGGUUGACUACAGUGACACGACUGGUCCAUGGGAUAAGACUACAUUUCCAGCACGUGAGAUUUAUGAACGCACGCUCCCUUCCGUCAUCAAAGCAUCAGGCACUGACGUCCCGUAUUGGAUUAGCUCUCCCUAUGGUGGAAGCUUCUCCAACGACACGACGGUUGGUGACACACAUUGUUGGGAUGUCUGGCAUGGCAAACUAUCACCAUACCAGGACUACAAGGCCUACACGUCCCGCUUCAUCUCGGAAUUUGGCUUCGAGUCAGCUCCCAGUCUCCAGACUCUUCACCGAGCUAUUACGUCUCCCAAAGAGCGCCAUGGACAGUCGAGGACUUUUGACGUCCACGAUAAAGGUCCCGGUCAUCAAAGACGGUACCCAAUGUACAUGGGUGAGAACUAUCGCUUUCGAAUGAAUCCUCUCAGGGAUUUUGUAUACUGCACGCAGUUCCUUCAAGCCGAGGCGAUGGCGUAUGCUUAUAACUGUUGGCGACGUGAGUUCCGAGGGCCUGGGGAAGAGAAUUGCGCUGGCGUCUUGGUCUGGCAGCUAAACGACAUCUGGCCUGGUAUUAGCUGGGCCCUCGUUGAUAUUGACAUGAAUCCCAAACCAGCAUACUACAUCACUAAGCGAGCAUUGGACAAGAUGGUUGUUGGAAUGGAACGAGUCGUCACCGAGAAGCCGCCUUAUAUCACCACUGGUUAUCUCGAUAAGAAGCACAAGGUCGACAUCUGGGCUGUCAAUGGCCAUCUCCAUGAGAUGAGAGUCACGUUGGAGGUGAAGGCAUUUGAUAUCCAAAGUGGAAAGUCAAUCGGAUGGACACGCUCGGACGAGUCGAAGGAAUAUGCUUUAAAAGGAAACCGUUCUACUGAACUUUUGGCUGGGCUGGAGAUUCCAAACCCAGAUGAAACAGUGUUGGUUGCAUAUCUACGAGACAUCUCAUCUGGAGAACAAGUGGCAAGAUGGGUGAGCUGGCCGGAGCCUCUCAAGUAUGUGCACAUGUCUUCUGAUCUGAAGGUCACUACGGAAGUAGUGGACGAUGGAUCAGCAGUCAUUGUGAGAGCCAAUGCACCGGUUAAAGGAGUUGUGUUAAGUGCAUCGGGUAGUGAUGGCAAGAACCUGGUCUUUGACAACAACUUCAUCGAUCUGGUGCCAGACGAAGAGAGUAUGCACACCAACUCUCUUCUACUGCGAAAACACUACUCGUCCACAAUGGUCCAAGCAAAACUCCGAGGCUGCUGUGAUGGCUGCACCAAAAGCAAGCUCAAAUGCAGCGGUGAGAUGCCCUCUUGUCAAAGAUGUCGGAUACGAAGCCUGGACUGCGUAUACAGCAAGGCUCGCCGCGCUGGGCGUCCACGCCUCAAGCCCAAGCCAAGUAAAGCAUCGAUUGUUUGUUCUGUUGACCGGGAACCACGAAUCGAUCUCACCAGCUACAGCGACCAACCUUUUAAUGGUGUUCAGUGCUCGAAGAACGAGCUGGUUCUGCCAUCACUUCCAGAUCUUGUACAUUAUUCACCAGACUCUCAAGAUAUCUCAGUUUUUAUGCAAGAUCCUUGGGCUUCAACGUCACGUCUCGGCUCAGAUGUCACACAGCCUUCAAGCGAUAUGCUGUUGAAUAACCCUGAGGGCUUUGGCUCGGCAUCUGCUAUGACUCUGAAACAAGAGUGGAGUCAAGACAACACUCUAUUUCACUAUGGCUUAGACGAUACACGUUCAGGACAUGGUGUAACUAGCGAGGGGCCACCCGGCCAUACCUCGUCAAGCCCAUCAGGGUUUUAUACAGUCACAAUCCAGAAUACAGACGAGACCAAUAGCUAUUUGACAGAAGUCGAUAUGGAGAUCAAUGCCAUCAUGGCCACAAUCACGGAUAUCGCCAAACGACCAAUCGGAUCACAUCACCUCGACGACCACCCAUGA
Messenger RNA from Fusarium oxysporum Fo47, 3204 nucleotides. Its product is annotated as glycoside hydrolase superfamily. The transcript is spliced from 4 exons. Gene Ontology annotation, biological process: glycoprotein catabolic process; carbohydrate metabolic process; regulation of DNA-templated transcription. Bases 1 to 3204 code for a protein of 1067 amino acids. NCBI's taxonomy places the organism in Eukaryota, Fungi, Ascomycota, Sordariomycetes, Hypocreales, Nectriaceae. Gene Ontology annotation, molecular function: DNA-binding transcription factor activity, RNA polymerase II-specific; zinc ion binding; beta-mannosidase activity. The record is from RefSeq and is a predicted model, not a curated record.